Molecule: messenger RNA, 1081 nt
Organism: Plectropomus leopardus (leopard coralgrouper)
Lineage: Eukaryota; Metazoa; Chordata; Actinopteri; Perciformes; Serranidae
Source: RefSeq, a predicted model, not a curated record
ACGUAACAUAAUAUAUAAACUUUAUAAAGUCGAGAAUAACUGCUGACAUGAAUUGAAAAUGAGCGAGAGAAAAGCACAGAUUCAGAAAAUAUCUUUACUGUAAAGCACGUGACAGGGUUUGGCCUGAGGCAAUGAUAUUUUUUGUCUGUCGUUUGAGUGGAGGUUGACUGAAAGUUGUCUGGAAACCUGCUGGGUUUCACCCCUAACAUAAAAAAUGAGCCGCUGUUUACUCUCCAAACACCCAGAAUGCAUCCCUGCUGACGAGACACUGACCUCUCACACAACAAGGACACUCUUCCUGGGGAGAGGGAGAACUGUGUUGAAGAUGGGACAUCUAACUGUUGUGGCUGUUCUGGCAGUGCUCUUCACCCUUUUCAUGGAAACUGAAGCAAAUCCAUUUGCUUACAACUACGAAAGGCUACGCAUUGGAGGUCUGAUCUGUGCCUGCUUGUUGUUUGCUGGAGGACUCAGCGUUAUACUCUACAACAGGUGCUCCAAUAGGAACAAAAAAGUGGAAGAUGACAACAGUGAAAUCUGAUAGGGUGCCUGACAAACCGGUUUGGGCCAGGAAGAAGAGCUGAAAGACAAGGGGAGGAGAGAUUUGAGUGUGUGGUGGGGGCAUUGGAGGAGACACACCAGCUCAGAUAAUUACACCUGUACAGACCUGCGCAAAGAAAUACCACUCAGACGUGAAAGCAGUGUCAUAGAUUGACAUAUCGUGAGUAAGAUGAAAUAAAUGAAGCCCACCUAGCUGUUUGCUUGUUAUCAAAAUAAUACUGUAAUGAAUAAUAAUUAUCCCUGUUAUUUCCUGAAAAUGCACAUGGACUUUUACAAUUAAGUUUGUCUCACAUAUUCUGCUAAGUCAUUACGUAGAUGUUGCAUAUGGUUCUUAAAAUGUGCUGCAAAAUAUGAUGUUUAUGGCCUGCUCUUCACUGCAUGUUUUGUUGUAUGAUAAACCAGUUAGAUUAACAAUGUGGUCAACGAUUUCAAUAUUAACAAGAUUAGGAAAAAAUGUUAGAACCCUUUGAUGUGCACAUCAAAAAUUAAAAUAAAUGUCACUAUAAUAAAUGAAAUUUUAAUA